AUGACAAAACCACAAACUCAAGAGAUGACCCUCCACUUGGUGGGAUUGGGAGUCACCCAUUCCAUCGCCUACAGCAUGCACAACUACAUUGCGAAAUCUCUCGGUCUCCCUUGGACAUUCUACUCUACGGAGUGCUCCACACUGGAAGACGUAGUCAAGCUUGCGAAGGCCCCAACAACCGCCGGCUUGGUCGUCACCAUGCCGUACAAAAACUCAGUCAUGAAACAUCUCGACGAAUUGGAUGAACUCGCCAGCAUGAUUGGAGCCUGUAAUAAUGUUCAUUAUUACAAAGAUGGUGACCAAAACCGUCGUCUGUGCGGUACAAACACCGACUGGCGAGGAAUCAAAGGGUGUCUCUUGGAAAAAGGCAACGAAACCGAGCGGCCAUCAGCGACCUCCCCAGCCACAGCUUUGAUCGUAGGAGCCGGAGGUGCCAGCCGGGCAGCUGCCUAUGCCCUAUCAACGCACCUCCACUGCCCGACGAUCUAUGUUUUGAAUCGCGAUGACCAAGAAGUGGCGGAUCUCAUCCGAGACACGCAGAAGCUGGCGAGUGUCCCGACAAUCAUUCAUGUGAAAAAACUCGAGCAAGCCAAAGACCUACCUACUCCUUAUUAUAUUGUUGGCACGGUGCCUGAUUUUGAGCCAAAGUCUGAGACUGAGGUUAUGGUAGCAUCUGUUUUGGAAUUCUUCCUUUCGCGACCUGAGAAAGGUGUUCUGUUGGAUAUGUGUUUCAAGCCACGGAGGACAAGAAUGAUUAAGUUGGGGGAGAGACUGGAGUGGCCAUGUGUUGAGGGGACACAUAUCAUCGGGUAUCAGAUUGAAGAGCAGUGGCGACUGUGGGCUGGAGAGGAGUAUGUUCAGAAAUUGGAUCGCCAGGGGGCGUGGGAUGUAUUGAUGAGGGCGGCGGAAGAAAGUCAAGCGAUCAACUUUUAG
Molecule: messenger RNA, 933 nt
Organism: Penicillium soppii
Lineage: Eukaryota; Fungi; Ascomycota; Eurotiomycetes; Eurotiales; Aspergillaceae
Product: shikimate dehydrogenase family protein
Exons: 1
Coding region: 1-933 (310 amino acids)
Biological process (GO): shikimate metabolic process; chorismate biosynthetic process
Molecular function (GO): shikimate 3-dehydrogenase (NADP+) activity
Source: RefSeq, a predicted model, not a curated record